CGCACGUACACACACCACCAGCUCGUACAUCUUUAUAUGCUUUGGAAUCUAUUUUUUUCUCUCUCCUCUCCUUUUUCAUAAUUAGUCUUAAAACAUCUAGCAAGAAUUUCAAUCAGACAUAAUUAAUUUCUGUUCAAAACCAACACAUCUUUGUAUACAUUUAUUCUGUAUAUUACUUUCUCUAAUGCACUCUGGGUUCAUUUUUCGUUUUAUCUUUUUCUUCAUUGUUUCCUCAUGAACUGCUUUUUUUUUCUAACUGGUGUGAUGGUGUAAUGGCUUUGGUUUCUGCAGAUACCAGAAUUGCUGAGCUCUUGACUGAGCUUCAUCAGCUGAUAAAGCAAACUCAGGAGGAACGCUCACGCAGUGAACACAACCUGCUCAACAUACAGAAGACACAUGAAAGGAUGCAGACAGAAAACAAGACCUCUCCAUACUAUCGGACAAAGCUCCGGGGACUGUACACGACAGCGAAGGCAGAUGCGGAAGCUGAGUGCAGCAUACUACGACAUGCACUUGACAAGAUUGCAGAAAUUAAAUCUUUACUAGAGGAGAGACGUAUUGCUGCGAGGAUGGCAGGGGUGUAUAAUGACAGUGAUCCACCCAGAAAGACCAUGCGGAGAGGUGUACUGAUGACCCUGCUUCAGCAGUCUGCCAUGACGCUUCCCCUUUGGAUUGGCAAGCCAGGUGAAAGUCCACCUCCUCUGUGUGGAGCAAUACCCGCAAGCAGUGACUAUGUGGCCAAGCAGGGGGAUAAAGUGGCAGCUCGGGUGAAGGCUGUAGAUGGAGAUGAGCAGUGGAUCCUGGCCGAGGUGGUCAGCUACAGCCACUCCACCAACAAGUAUGAAGUAGAUGACAUUGACGAGGAAGGAAAAGAGAGGCACACGCUGAGUCGCAGAAGGAUCAUCCCACUGCCGCAGUGGAAGGCCAACCCUGAGACGGACCCGGAGGCCCUGUUCAGCAAAGACCAGCUGGUGUUGGCCCUCUACCCACAGACCACCUGCUUCUACAGAGCCCUGAUUCAUACCCCCCCACCACGGCCCCAGGACGACUAUUCAGUGCUGUUUGAAGACACCUCUUAUGCAGAUGGUUACUCGCCGCCUCUCAACGUAGCCCAGAGAUACGUCGUGGCCUGCAAAGAGAACAAGAAGAAAUAAGCAGGUGGAACAAGUGAACAAAGGCCUUGUAUCCCUAACUGUUCUCUGAGUAUGAAUGUUGAUCUAGCAUCAGACCGUUAAUGGACUUACCUGUCAUGGGCUUGUUCACAGUGUACUCUUCAUUUAUAUUUACAAAAGACUUUUGUAUGAGGAUUUUAAUGUCAAUAGUAAAUUACCCCCUUUUUGUGUUAAAUCAGGACUUCAUUCAUCAUUAUACAUCGCCUUGAUAGCAGGUUUACUCUGCAGUGUCAGGUCAUGCACAUCUUUUUUGCAUGAUGUUCCCGUGUGGGUGAAUUGUUUAAAAUGUGAAAAUAAACACAUUCCAGGA
Electrophorus electricus (electric eel) is the source of this 1482-nucleotide messenger RNA. RefSeq names its product SAGA complex associated factor 29 (gene sgf29). Gene Ontology annotation, cellular component: SAGA complex. The record is from RefSeq and is a predicted model, not a curated record. Lineage: Eukaryota; Metazoa; Chordata; Actinopteri; Gymnotiformes; Gymnotidae.